This is a messenger RNA of Zasmidium cellare ATCC 36951, 477 nucleotides long. RefSeq lists its product as uncharacterized. Gene Ontology annotation, cellular component: cytosol; nascent polypeptide-associated complex. The coding region runs from base 1 to 477 and encodes 158 amino acids. The transcript is spliced from 3 exons. Lineage: Eukaryota; Fungi; Ascomycota; Dothideomycetes; Mycosphaerellales; Mycosphaerellaceae. The record is from RefSeq and is a predicted model, not a curated record.
AUGGAUGAGGCCAAGCUGCAACGCAUGCAGAAUGCAGUCCGCAUUGGUAUAGGAAAGGGCACCCCGAGACGAAAGGUCAAGAAGGUCCACAAGAGCUCCGGCACCGACGACAAGAAGCUGCAGACCACUCUUAAGAAGAUGAACGUCCAGCCAAUUACGGCCAUUGAGGAGGUGAACAUGUUCAAGUCCGACGGCAAUGUCAUCCACUUCUCUGCUCCAAAGGUCCACGCCUCUGUCCCCGCCAACACCUUCGCCAUCUAUGGCGCUGGCGAGGACAAGGAGCUGACCGAGUUGGUCCCCGGUAUUCUCAACCAGCUCGGCCCAGACUCGUUAGCCUCCCUGCGAAAGCUGGCCGAGAGCUACCAGAGUCUGCAGAAGAGCGGCGAGGGAGAGGAGGGCAAGAAGGAUGACGAUGACGACGAGAUACCUGACUUGGUCGAGGGCGAGAACUUCGAGACCAAGGGCGACGUCGAGUAG